AUGCCUCCAAAAAGGAAUGUCAGAAAUAAAGGUGAUGAUGAUGAUGAAGAUAUGAAACCAGAAACUAACCACAAUGAGAAGCAGAAUACGAAGUCGGGUAAUAAAAAAAAUAAGGGGAAAAAUGUCAACCAGGUUGUCUCAGAUACAGAAGAAAAUGAAACGACUACAAAUAAGAAAAAAGAUAAGAAAAAGAAAGGAAAGGAACAACAAGUGAACAAUGAUAUAGAUGAAGGAAAAUUUGUAGAAAAGUCUGGGAAUAAACAACUGCAGAAAGACAAUAAUAAAUCCAGUAAUGAGUCCCUUAAGUCAGAUGAUAUUGAUGAGGAAUUCUACAAAAAGAAAAGAAAAGCCGGACGAAAUGCUGGUGGUAAGCGGGCUGAUUCUGAUGACGAGAAAAAACCGAAUUCUCAAUCAAAUAAAAAGCAAGCGAAAAAGAAAGGUAAAGGCGAUCAGAAUGAAAUGGAACCAACCCGUGUAAAUGAUGCUGAUGCCCAACAGAAAACCAAAGUGAAUUUCACCGCUACAGAAGAUUCACGUAAACCUUAUGAACCUGAUGAAGAAGAGUCUUUAAAACCUGAAGAAGUCGAUGAUGACUUGUAUACAAAGAAAAGGAAAGCUGGUCGUGGAAAGCAAAAGAAAGGCGGUGAACAGCAACAACAACGACAACAGCAGCAAGAAGAACAACCACCUGUUCAAAAUCAAAAUGUAGGUGGAAAGAAAAAGAAACAGAAAGCUGGGAAGAAGAAAAUUGACGAUGGAUUUAAUAGUGAAAACGAAGAUCUCGAUGAUUUAACUAAAGCUUUGACAAAUGUUUCUUUAGAGGAUGAAAUAGAUAAUUUUGAUUCUCGAAAAACCAAAUUUGUUGCAUUCUCUGAUAUGACUGUAGAUCACAACGAAGAAGUAGUAGAUCAUGUUGAAGAUACAAAUAGUGGUGUAGAAAUUGAAACAGAUGAACGAGUGUGCAUUGUCGCCGAACCAGAGAUUAAAGAUGUAGAACCACCUGUAGUUGUUGAUAAUUCCGUUAAAAGUGCGAGUUUAAUCACUGUGAUUGACGAAAAGGCUGACACUGAUGGAGCACCAGCAGAUAAUGAAGGAAAUGUAGAGAAUGAGGCUGGUACUGUUAAAAUAAAGGUGUCAAAGAAAGAGCUAAAGAAGCUUAAAAAGAAAGAAGAGUUUGACAAGCUUAUUGAAACAGCAAAAGCAAAGAUUAUCGCAUCAUCUGGGACACUUGACAACUUUGCACUUUCUCAGGCCGGAAGUAGUUCAAAAUCGGAACAACUGGAUAAUCAACUUGAUAUACGAGUUGAAAAUUUCUCAAUUGCUGCUAAAGGCAAAGAUUUAUUUGUUAAUGCUUCUUUACAAAUUACUCAUGGUCGUCGUUAUGGAUUGGUGGGACCAAAUGGCUAUGGGAAAACGACAUUACUUCGUUAUAUUGCUACUCGAGCUAUCAACAUCCCUGCUAAUAUUGAUGUACUUCUUUGUGAACAAGAAGUUCAAGCUGAUUCAACACCAGCUUUUGAAAUGGUCCUGAAAUCAGAUAAAAAGCGAUUGGAGUUACUGGAAGAAUUUGAAAAGAUAAAAAGUCGUUUAGAAACAGAGCAUAGUCAAUCUUUAGUUGAUAAGCUAAAUGAAGUCUGUGAAGAACUUGUUGCAAUCAAAGCUGAUGCAGCAGAAGGCAAAGCAGACGCAUAUUAUCUGGUUUAG
Messenger RNA from Trichobilharzia regenti, 1704 nucleotides. NCBI's taxonomy places the organism in Eukaryota, Metazoa, Platyhelminthes, Trematoda, Strigeidida, Schistosomatidae. The record is from the annotation of a GenBank genome assembly.